Molecule: messenger RNA, 1297 nt
Organism: Nanorana parkeri
Lineage: Eukaryota; Metazoa; Chordata; Amphibia; Anura; Dicroglossidae
Gene: ENTPD5
Product: ectonucleoside triphosphate diphosphohydrolase 5
Exons: 13
Coding region: 1-1269 (422 amino acids)
Biological process (GO): nucleoside diphosphate catabolic process
Cellular component (GO): membrane
Molecular function (GO): UDP phosphatase activity; GDP phosphatase activity
Source: RefSeq, a predicted model, not a curated record
AUGAUGUGCUCCUGGCUCCCCAUUUCCGCUUUGUUCUUCACCCUUCUGCUUGGCUUCUGCCCCUGUGGUGCCGAGUUUGCCCCGGAUCUGAAGUCUGUUGUCUCCUCAACAAUAAGCUCCGAGAAUCGUACUAUUUAUGGCAUUGUAUUUGAUGCUGGCAGCACCGGGACACGAAUCCACAUCUACACCUUUCACCAGAGAGCUGGAGGUUCUGUUCUGGAGCUGGAUGGAGAAAUCUUCGAGUCGGUAAAGCCCGGUCUCUCUUCUUAUGCCAAUCAGCCGGAGAAGGGUGCAGAUGCUGUGCGUUCCUUGCUGCACUUGGCACAGGACGCUGUUCCGUCUUCUCACUGGAGCAAAACUCCCGUCAUACUGAAAGCUACUGCCGGCUUCCGACUGCUUCCUGUGCACCAGGCUGAAGGCCUGCUAUCCGAGGUGAGGAAAGUCUUCAUCUCGUCUCCUUUCCUUGUGCCUGAAGACAGCGUCACCGUCCUGGAUGGGACUGAUGAAGGAAUAUUAGCCUGGAUCGCUGUAAACUUUCUGACAGGUCGGUUAGAUGGAGAUCGCAGUGUGGGCACUUUGGAUUUGGGCGGAGUAUCUACACAGAUCACCUUUCUUCCUCUUACAAAGGCGACGUUGGAUGAGACGCCGCACGAGUCUUUGGCUUCCUUUGAGCUCUUCAAUAGCACGUAUCGUCUCUACACACACAGUUAUCUGGGUCUGGGUCUGAAGGCCGCUCGUCUUGCAGUUCUCGGAGCUUCGGUGUCUGUAGUCCAACAGAAGCAGACCUUCCGCAGCCACUGUUUUCCACCCACCCUGGAUGGAUCGUGGGCGUUUUCUGGGGUGACCUACAGAUAUGGAGGACACUCUGAUGGUCUUGCCGGAUUUCAUCUGUGUUACUCGGAGGUCCGGAGCAUUGUAGAAGGAAAGCUGCAUCAGGCGGAUGAGAUCCGACGCAGCCCGUUCUACGCCUUCUCUUACUACUACGACCGCGCUGUGGACGGCAGCCUGAUCGAUUACGAUAACGGCGGGGUGCUGGAAGUCCGGGACUUUGCAGAAAAAGCAAGAGAAGUGUGUGAUCACAUGACCAGCGACUCCUCCCACAGCCACUUCCUGUGUAUGGAUCUGACCUUCAUCACGGCUCUGCUCAGGGAAGGUUUCGGCUUCGAGGACGGGACCGUCUUGCAGCUGACCAAAAAAGUGCGCGACGUGGAGAUGAGCUGGACGCUGGGCGCCGCCUUCCACGUCUUGCAGUCCCUUUCAUCGGAGUAGCACCAGUGGCGAUCUCACAACCACGGUG